This is a messenger RNA of Alosa alosa (allis shad), 1520 nucleotides long. RefSeq lists its product as uncharacterized. The coding region runs from base 47 to 1201 and encodes 384 amino acids. The transcript is spliced from 8 exons. The record is from RefSeq and is a predicted model, not a curated record. NCBI's taxonomy places the organism in Eukaryota, Metazoa, Chordata, Actinopteri, Clupeiformes, Clupeidae.
GCAAGUGUAGCCUCCUGUAUUUACUCUCUUCACUUCGUAUCACUGCAUGCAUUUUAAGUCAUUUUAUGAACGAUGGAAUUUCAUCUCGAGAACUCGACAAAUUGGGGAGAUUGUGCGUCAAUGUUUUGACGAUAUUCCAGAUGUGGACAUCUGUAGAAUCGAUGUGCUUUCUUUCACCCAGCAGUUUCCUGCAGAGGAGCUGGAAAUGAUAAGAGCAGCUUUCAUUGUUGCAUUCACUGAUGAGGAGCUGGACUGGGCCAUGGAGCGGCUCAUCAGGUGCAUUGCGUUCCUCACCCUGGACUUCGUCAUGCCUGCUCUGAGGGUGUGCGUGAGGAUGGAACCCUGUCCGAAACCAGUUCCCGCUGCUCCACGGCGCCACCCUGUGCUGCAGGUGCAGCCUGCUCCUGGCAGUGAGGGGGCCCCCGAUGGACUCCAGGCAAGAGGCGACUGGUGGCCGCAGACUGCGGAGAACAGUGAGAGGGCCGUCGAUGGACCCCAAGCAGGAGGAGACUGGUGGCUGGAGAACACGGAGCGCCUCUUGGUAGCCAGCACACCACAUCCUCACUUCCUGGUCGCCAAGAGACAGGGGAAAAACAGACGAACUCGCAUCAGAGUGGAAAAAUGUGUGACUGCUAAGGCAUUGGAGAUAACGUCAGUGUUCCUGGCGAUCGCUCCUGGGAAUGCCAUCUGGGACAGGUUCUUGUACGCCAGUUCUCAGGACUAUUGCAAGUCCCUGAGAACUAACCGUCAUCGGUCUCCGAGAAGAGAAGCCUACCUGGACCUGAUCGAGGGCACAGCAGACCUGCUGAUUGACAUGAGGCGAUGUCAGAGGCAGUCCAGCACAGACGGUGUGGUAUGUGGAUUUGCUGACUUCAGGACGCUGAUCAUGGAGCAUUUCAUUUUAGAGUCCUCCAGAUGCUUACUGGAGAGACUCAUGAAUGCUCCGAGCCACUUACAACUGGAAUACAGCUCCAGAGUAUGGCCAGAAAUGGAGGAGGUGCCAAUCCUUCCACAGGGCUCUGGGCCAGACAGAGAGUUGGUGAUGGCGCUACUCACCAAGGCCAUCUCUGAGAAUGUGGCUGCCUUUCUGGAUGAGGCGGUGGAGAGGAUAAACAGACAGAGAGGCCUCAGCACAUGUGAAGUCCUCGGCUGUGAAAGCUACUCGGCGCCGAAGGGUUUUCACACUCCGCUGGAAAUCUAAAAGAUCUGUUGCUCCUUCUCCAGCACCAGUGGAGGAGAGACCAGUGGAGGAGAGACCUGCUGCCAAAGAGAGGAGCAGGAGGCCAUCACUGAGGUCUCGCAUCGCCUCAGCGUUCUCCGGGCUCCUCUCUUGCUGCAAAGGCCAGGAGUGAAAUCUGCCCAUGUUUCGCUUGGGACAGAAAAUUCAAGGCCCUAGAAGGCCCUAGAACUGCAAAGGGCACAACGCGAUGUCUAGUAGGCUAACUGGUCUACACACCUUCAUGCACACCUGCACAGGGCCCAAAGGUGUGUAGUGACAAAAUAAAAUCUCUUCCAUCAGA